GCUGAAGUGGGAGUCACGAGAAGAGAACCAUUUGAUGGAAGAAAAGAAAAAGAAAAAGCAAGAAGAAAAGAAAAAGAAGGAAGCUGCUCAGAAAAAGGCUGGCGAACAGAAAACCAAAGUGCCAGACUCUGCCAAGCCCAGCCCUCUCUCCCCUUCUAACCCCAGCGUGAGCCCACCAGCGCCCCCUGUCUGCAGCAGUGGCAAUGGCAAGCGUGCCCCCGGCGGUGCCCAGCAGCAGCAGCAGCCGCCAGUCGCCAGCGCCCGCUACCCGCCCCGAGAGGUGCCCCCGCGCUUCCGCCAGCACGAGCACAAGCAGCUGCUGAAGAGGGGUCAGCCUCUGCCCGGGAGCGGCCAGACGAGGGCGCUGUCUCCCCCCCGCACGCCCAGCGCCGCCGCCUCACAAACCUGCCCUGGGACCCCGCACACAGAGCCUCCCCACCCGAGUGUCCUGGGACCCCAGUAUGAGAACCCCCCCUGGGGACCCCCACCACCCACCAAUCGGAGCGGCUGGGAUCAAGUGAUCAUCGACGAGAGCGACGCCGAGGCCUGGCCCUCCAUCUCCCGCGGCGACGGCCGCUCGGCCGCGGAGCGCCAGAGCGUGGACAGCGAGGUCGUCACGGAGACCAGGGGCAGCGCCAUGAGCAUGGCCUCCGGACCCGGCCACUUCCCCGCCCACCACAAGCCUGGCGCCAUGGCAACCAGCCAGGGCGGGGCCAGCCGGGGCUGGGGCUCUGGCCCCGCCCACUGCCCUCCCUCGGAGGGGAAGGGGGACUCCCUGCCCCCGGGAGGGAGGGGCCAACCUUGCUGGGGUUCCCCCAACCUUAACUUGAACCUGAACCCCAACGCCAACCCCUCGGCCUGGCCCGUGCUGGGACACGAGGGGGCGGGGCCGGGGGGAGGCGGCUCGGGGACGAGCAACCCGCCCCCCUCCGGCCCCUGCGGCUCGCAGCCGGGGCCCAGCGACGGCCCCCACAGAAACCUCACGGGGACCGGUGCCUGGGGGGCCACAGCACCCCCCCACGACGGCCCCCAGCCACGCCCGUCCCCAGCCACGAAUGUGUCUUUCAGCGGCGAACCUCUGAACCUUAACACUGACGGACCAAACCCCGCGAAGCAGGAGCCCCCGAGCCCCGCCCACGGCCUCCCGGGCUGGGGGGCCUCGCCCCCUCCUGGGACCUCGCGGGUGAAUGGAGAGGGGGGCUCCGUUUGGGGCGAUGGAGACGCCACGUCCUCCGUUUCCAAGGAUUCGGGGUGGGACCCCGGCCCCGGGCACGCCCCCCCCUCCUGGGAUAGCGGCGGGUGGGGUCAGCCGCGGGGGGAGGACUGGGGCAAGCAUUCCGGCGAGGCCAAAGGCUGGGAGGGGGGGGCCGGCAGCCCCCCGCGGGAGCAGCCCAACUCCUGGACCCGCCCCGGCGACGCCCCUAGCGACGCCCCGCCCAGCGAGGGCAGCAGCGACAGCCAGGAGGGCGGGCGUGGCCGGAGGGAGCGGCUCUCCCCGGAGGAGGCUCCACCCGCCCCCGCCCCCGUCCCCGCCCCGGACCUGGACCCCCGCGUCCUGUGCAACACGGGCUGGGGCCAGACGCCCGUCCGCCAGCACACCUCCUGGGAGACCAAGGAGGCGGCCCGUGCCUCCCAAAAGAGCGACAAGGGGACGGAGGCCUGGGGCCCGUCCUCUUCCUCCUCCUCCUCGUCCUCGUCCUGCUCUUCUUCUUCCUCCUCGUCCGCCGCUGCUCCCCUGGCCAGCCCACCUCCCGGCUCCGCCCCACGGUCUGACUCCGGGGGGAGGGGCGAAGGGGGCGGAGCCUCAUCUGGCUGGGGGGGCGUGGCUCCGACACCCGGCCAGCCCAGCUCCGGAUGGGGGGACCCGCCCCCAGGAAAGAAGGCCCCAAACGGGGGCGGAGCAGGAGGAGGAGGAGGAGGGGGCUGGGGUGGCCCCCAAAACGGCGGAGGCCCCAAGAGUGGCCCGUGCUGGACCCCCGAAGAGAAGUCCGCUGGCUGGGACGAUGCCCAAGCCAAGCCCAAAACGCAGGGCUGGGGGGACGGGCCCAAGCCCCCCCACGGCUGGGGGAACGGAGGCGGAGGGGGGAGCCCCGCUCGGGGGGACUGGGGUGAGCCUGGGGAGGGGAAGAAGAGCGGACCUCCGCCCUGGGACGGGGAAGGAGGCGGCUGGAAGGAGAACCCCCGCGGCUGGAGCAAGCCGGGGACAGGAGGUGGGGGAGGAGGAGGAGAAGCAGGAGGUGGAGGAGGAGGUGCGGGUUGGGGUGACUCCCAGAGACCUGCUCCUCCCGCGCAGGGCUGGGCCAGCAAGCCCCAGGACAGCCCCAGCGGCGGGGGCGGAACUGUGGGGUCGUGGGGAGACCCCGGCGUGGGGAAGCAGUGUGGGUCGGGCUGGGGGGGCGGAGGGGGCGGAGCCAAGCGCGACCCCCCAGGAGGAGAGCCCACUGGGUGGGAGGAGCCUUCGCCCCCCUCCAUCCGCCGAAAGAUGGAGAUCGACGACGGCACGUCGGCCUGGGGGGACCCCAACACCCACCACAAGACCGUCAACCUGUGGGACCGCAACAGCCAUGUGACCCAGGGCAGCCCGGCGCCCGGCAACAGCGCCGGUGCUGGCGGGAACCCCCCGGCGCCUAGCAACAGCAGCAGGGGCGGCAACAACAAUAACAACUCCCACCAGCACCACCCGCACCACCCCCACCACCCCCCCCACAACCCCCCCGCGGUACAGGGUCACGGGCACGUUGCCCCGGCCAACGGCAGCAACACCAACGCCGGGGGCUCUGCCAGCAUGCCCCCCCCUCACCCGCACCAGCCUGGAGCCCCGCAGAGCCGACCCCCCCUGGCCAACCCGGGUUGGGGCGAGCUCCCCAGCGUGCACUCCAAGGCGGAGCCCUCAUGGGGCGAGCCGGCCCCCCCCACCCCGGCUGUGGACAACGGGACCUCGGCCUGGGGCAAACCCCAGGGCAGCCCCGGGGGCUGGGGCAACGGCGGCCCUGAAUCUGCGGGGCCCUACGGCAGGGCCAGUGCACCGUCCGGGCCGCCCCCCUGCAAGCCAGCCCCCAAAUCUAUGCAAGACGGCUGGGGAGGCGGCGGGGAGGAGCCGGGCCCGGCGGGGGGGCCGUGGGAGCCGGACGACGGGGACGUGUGGAACAGUCCCGCCUCCCAGGAGAGCAGCUCCUCCUGCAGCUCCUGGGGGAACCCCCCCAAAAAGGGCCCCCAGAAGGGGAAGGUGGCCAGCAAGCAGGAUGAAGCCUGGAUCAUGAACCGCCUGAUCAAGCAGCUCACAGACAUGGGCUUCCCGAGAGACCCAGCAGAAGAGGCACUGAAAAGCAACAACAUGAACCUGGAUCAGGCAAUGAGUGCCCUGCUGGAGAAGAAGACUGAGCUGGACAAGCGGGGGAUGGGCCUCUCUGAGUACAGCAGCGGCCUGGGCAGCAAGCCCAUGAGCUGCAGGCUGCCCCCCCUCGCCAAAGAGUCCUGCUCAGACCGCGCCCCCUUCGGGGACAAGGUGCAGGGUGGGAUGUUUGUCAGUAGUGGAGCAGCACAAACCCGGGCCAUGCAGCAGCAGGCUCCGCCCCCUCAGCCGUCAGUGCCCCUCGGCUCCGCCCAGCCUAGCCUACGAGCUCAAGUGCCUCAGUUUCUCUCCCCUCAGGUUCAAGCACAGCUCUUGCAGUUUGCAGCAAAAAACAUCGGUCUGAACCCUGCACUUCUGACCUCUCCCAUAAGCCCCCAACACAUGACCCUGCUGAACCAACUUUACCAACUGCAGCUGGCAUAUCAGCGUCUACAGAUCCAGCAGCAGGUGCUGCAGGGUCAGCGCAACGUGUCCGGGCCCAUCAGACAACAAGAGCAGCAAGUUGCACGUACAAUCAAUAACAUGCAGCAGCAGAUCCAGCAGCACCAGCGGCAGCUGGCCCAGACCCUCCCCCUCUCUGCACCCUAACCCUAAAGCUCCUCCCACUCUCUGCACCCUAACCCUAAAGCUCCUCCCCCUCUCUGCUAAGCAGCAGCCCCCCCUCUCCGGCCCGCACCCAACGCCGCAAGUCGCCCUGCGCUCCCACCCCAGGCUUCUGGCCUGUCCGACCUGCAGACCAAAGAACCGCAGUCUUCACCCAACUCCUACAGCCCGUACCCCCUCUCUGGACUGAACCCCAACAUGAAUGUAAACAGCAUGGAGGUGGGCGGUUUGUCCAUGAAGGAGCCCCCCCAGCCCCAGUCCCGCCUCUCGCAGUGGACCCACCCCAACGCCAUGGAGACCCUUUCCGGAAGCUCCUCCCCCCUGGAACCCAACCUCAACAAGCAUGGUGCCCUCGGCACAGGUGCAAACUUGGGCCCUCCAGGAAAACCCCCCCUGGAUGAUUCCUACAGCCCCUACAGUCUGAUGUCCGGCUCUGAGGCCCCUCCCAGCCCGCUGGUGACCCCUGACAGCUGGGGUCAGGGCAAGAACGCCAACGACAAGAUCGCCAACGGGACCAACAUCAAUUGGCCUCCAGAGUUCUGUCCAGGAGUUCCCUGGAAAGGACUACAGAACAUUGACCCGGAAACGGAUCCCAACAUGACCCCAGGAAGUGUUCCCAGUGGCCCUACCAUCAACACCAACAUCCAGGAUGUGAAUCGCUAUUUGCUGCGGGACCGAAGUGGAGGCUCCUCCCCAACAUCAGCUCAGAACGAGGCAUCGCCUCCCUCCGGCGAUUGGCCGGUCAGCGCCUACGGUAGCUCGUUCCCUUUUCCCUCUGCGGAUGCUGAGGAUGCAGCUAAGCUGUCUGAUAUGAAGUCCUCCUGGUCUCCUGGGUCCGUGUCGCACCCCCAGGCCUCCCUGUCCCACGAGCUCUGGAAGGUUCCGCAGGGUCCCAGAAACGCCGCCACCCCCACCCGCCCCCCACCAGGCCUGACCAACACCAAGCCCUCCUCCACCUGGGGGGGCGGCGCGCUCGGCCUGGUGCCUGGCUGGAGCAGCUCCUACUCUGCAGGUACCACCUGGAGUACGGACAGCUCCAACAGGACCAGCAGUUGGCUGGUUCUGAGGAACCUCACACCUCAGAUCGAUGGCUCGACCCUGCGGACGCUGUGCAUGCAGCACGGGCCCCUCAUCACAUUCCACCUCAACCUGACCCAGGGCAACGCCGUGGUGCGCUACAGCUCCAAGGAGGAGGCCGCCAAGGCCCAGAAGUCCCUGCACAUGUGUGUGCUGGGAAACACCACCAUCCUGGCGGAGUUUGCGGGGGAGGAGGAAGUCAACCGAUUCUUUGCACAAGGCCAGUCCCUGGCCACCACGCCCACCAGCAGCUGGCAGCCCAACCAGGGAACCAAUCAGACGCGGCUGGGGGGGGCAGGGGCGGGGCCGUCGCACGCCAUGGGCCACUGGAACAGCAGCGGGGGUGUGGCCAAGACGGGCGGAGACCUGCUGUGGGGCGGAGUCCAGCAGUACUCUAGCCUAUGGGGACCGCCCGGCGGGGAGGAUGGGCGGGUCAAUGGAAGCCCUACACCAAUCAACACGCUGCUUCCUGGGGACCUGCUGAGCGGAGAGUCCAUGUAGGAUUAUAGAGAAACCUUUAAAAAAAAAGAAAAGAAAAAACAACCAACGGACUUGAGGAAAGCUACAGAAAUAAAAUCAAAAAAACAUGCAAAUGGAAAAAAAUGAAUCCGAUAAAAACCAAGCAAAUCGUGUGACGAUAAUCAGUACCAGUGGAUUUUUUUAGCCAGGAGCCUCGACAUUCAAUGCCUUUGAGGGCUGAGGUUCGAGGCGUUUGAGGGUUGAGGUUCGAGGCCUUUGAGGGUUGAGGUUUGGGGCCUUUGCUGAAUUCAGUUGGAUUCAGUCCACUAUCUUUGGGAAAAGAAACCCACCCUGAGUUAGAAUAUCCAAACACUUGUUUUUUCUUUAUUUUGGAGAAGAGAGAAGAAAACAAUGACUGAACCUUUUUUAUGAAUGAACUUACUCUAGUAACCAGACUUUUGCUGUGAAGUGUCUUUUGGGUUUUUU
Messenger RNA from Anguilla rostrata (American eel), 5977 nucleotides. Its product is annotated as trinucleotide repeat-containing gene 6C protein-like. Gene Ontology annotation, cellular component: P-body; nucleoplasm. Gene Ontology annotation, biological process: miRNA-mediated post-transcriptional gene silencing; positive regulation of nuclear-transcribed mRNA poly(A) tail shortening. Gene Ontology annotation, molecular function: RNA binding; protein binding. NCBI's taxonomy places the organism in Eukaryota, Metazoa, Chordata, Actinopteri, Anguilliformes, Anguillidae. The transcript has 21 exons. The record is from RefSeq and is a predicted model, not a curated record.